AUGGAGAUUGAUACACUUUCCAUAAUUCUUUUACUUCUUAUUAUUCUUUUUACAAUUCUUUCUAUAAAAGAUGUCCCUAACCCUGAUGUUCAUCCACUGAUUCUAACAUCUCAAGCAGAUGUCGCACGCAUCAGACAUCCUGGGGAGACUGCAAUAUACAGGUCAAAUCUGGCAUUGCACGGAAUGGCCUUGCUAUCUAACCCAGAGAAAGGUGUGAAGACAAUCGCUGAUCUGUUCAAAGCUGGCGCUUCACAGGGAGACAAGUUUCUUGGAGUUAGAGGCCCAGAUAGUCUGUACACUUGGCAAACUUAUGAUGAGAUUACCAGAAGGCUCUCCAACUUUGGAUCAGGAUUGAUUGAAUUCACUGGUUUAACGCCAAAAACGCAGAAUAUGUUUGGUAUUCUGAUGAACAGUAGGCCAGAAUGGGUAAUAGCUGAUCUUGCAUCUCACCAUUAUAGCCUUGUGAUCGUGGCACUGCCAAGUAUUCGGCCGCAAUUAUCCGACAUAAUAAAUGAAAUUAAGCAGACAGGAAUCACUUCUGUCAUUGCUUCAAAGGAUACUUUGUCACUAGUUCUCUCUGCAGCUCCAUCAUGUGGCUCAUUGAAAUACAUUGUAGUGGCCGAAACGGAGAUUCCCUCUGAUCAGAAAUCAAAGAUUGAAGCCUCGGGGCUUGUUCUAAAGACAUUUGCCGAAGUUGAAGAAUUAGGUGCACGGAAACUGCUUGACCAUGUGUUACCAGAACCCGAUGAUACUGCAACGAUUGUAUAUUCGAGUGGUAUUACUUCCGGUCAUCCAAAAGGCAUUGAACUGACACACAAGGCAAGUAUAUUUGAAAGCAACAUUGUAGCCAAUGUUGCCGGACUAUCGGCCGCAAUGUCAACGCUAAAGACAACAUCAACAGACAGGCACCUGUCAUAUUUACCGCUUGCUCAAAUUUUUGAAAGAAUUGUUGUCAUUACGAUGAUGUUCAAAGGUGCAUCUAUUGCAUUUUACCGCGGAGAUGUAUCCAAAGUUCUUGACGAUGCUCAUGCAGCACAGCCAACUAUAUUCACCGUCACUCCUCGUUUCCUCACCAAAUACCAUGAACAAAUUAUGCAACAGUAUGGGAAUGACUAUUUAUUUAAUAAGGGGAUGAACGCUAAGAAGGCACAACUGAAGAAAGGAAGAUUGCUCGUUGGUUCCAUCUGGGAUGUAUUAGUAUUCAACAAGAUCAAAGUACUCUUCGGGGGCAAAGUUCGUGCUGCUGUAUGCAGUGCUGGUCCAGUCUCUCAAACAUUACUUGAUUUCUUGAGAAUAACUGCUGGAUGUCAAGUCAUCCAAUUAUAUGGAUUAACCCAAUGCAGCGGCGCUGUAACGGCAAAUGCAGUUUACGAUUAUCAAGCAGCCGAUCCUUUAGGUCAUGAGAGUCAUGCAGGAGGCCCAUUACCAUGCAAUGAAAUCAAGUUAAUAAACUAUGAAGAGAAAGCAUAUACUGUCGAAGACCAGCCUAACCCACGUGGAGAAAUUUGUGUUCGUGGUCCGAAUGUCAUGAAAAGUUACUACAAACAACGAGAAGUAACGGCACAAAUAAUUGACUCUGAUGGUUGGCUGCAUACUGGAGAUAUCGGCAUGAUCUUACCUAAUGGGACGCUAAGGAUCAUUGAUCGGAAGAUGGAGUUCGACCUCAGACAAACAGCCCAGUCAAUUGACGCACAUUAA
Molecule: messenger RNA, 1698 nt
Organism: Paraglomus brasilianum
Lineage: Eukaryota; Fungi; Glomeromycota; Glomeromycetes; Paraglomerales; Paraglomeraceae
Source: the annotation of a GenBank genome assembly